Daldinia caldariorum is the source of this 648-nucleotide messenger RNA. Its product is annotated as Hydantoinase/oxoprolinase-domain-containing protein. Gene Ontology annotation, biological process: glutathione metabolic process. Gene Ontology annotation, molecular function: 5-oxoprolinase (ATP-hydrolyzing) activity. NCBI's taxonomy places the organism in Eukaryota, Fungi, Ascomycota, Sordariomycetes, Xylariales, Hypoxylaceae. The record is from RefSeq and is a predicted model, not a curated record. Gene Ontology annotation, cellular component: cytosol. Bases 1 to 648 code for a protein of 215 amino acids. The transcript is spliced from 3 exons.
AUGACCGUUGGAUCGAUCACUGCGGCAGUCCAACCCUACCAAAAGCAUCGAGGCGGCACGUUUACAGAUGUCUUCGCCGCAGUACCGGGACGGAAAGACAUAGUACUUGAGCUAUUAUCUGUUGACCCUAGUAGUUGCGAUGAUGCGCCAGCAGAAGGUAUCCGUCUGGUCCCCGAGACUGUCUCGGGCAAAUAUUCGGGCCUACUGAGAACCUCCCAACUCAAUAUCGAUAUUGUGGUGCAGAAGCUUGAGGAGCUCACAGUACAGAUCAACGCGGACACUAGACGUUCGAUGACCUCUCUCGAGGUUGCUCACGGCUUUAUCGAUGUAGCAAAUGAGUCCAUGAGCCGCCACAUUCGGGCGCUCACAGAGGCAAAAGGUUUCGAAACCCAGCAACACGCGCUUGCGACCUUUGGCGGUGCUGGAGUUCAACAUGCUUGCGAAAUUGCAAAGAAGCUGGGUAUCAAAAGGAUAGUGAUCCACAAAUACUCCAGUAUUCUCUCAGCGUACGGUAUGGCGCUGGCGGAAGUUAUUCAGGAGACUCAGGAGCCGAGCUCUGAGAUUCUAUCCGAAGAGUUCCUUAGCCAGCUGACGGCCAGGAUGCAGGGCCUUAAAACAAAGGCCACCGAAGGGCUCCUCGCCCAAUGA